AUGGAUCACUCCCUGUUUGGGUGCCUCCGUAGCCCCCACGCCCCGGCCCAGGGCCUGCACCCCCACCCUGCCUUUACCCAGUCCCCGAUGGUGCUGCACGGGCGCUCCGACCACAUCUCCUACCCCAACCUACCCGGCUCCUCUCCCCCCUGUGGGGGGUACCCUGGACCCGGGGAGGAGGAGGCGUACGGAGGGCAGCAACACCACCAUCGUGGAGGACACCUCCAUCAGCACCAGCAGCACCCCCACCCCCACCACCCACAGCACCAGACCCACCAGAUCCCCUGGCAUCUCCCCCAGAUUCCCUCACCCAACACCAGGCAUGGCCUCUGCCUGCCUCCUCCGGACAGCCAAGUCUCGGAACUGUGUUGUGGGGGGUCCCAAAAUCUGUGUGGCUCCAACACCAACCCUGGUCUGGGAGGUAGUAGUGUCCCCACAGGUGUUUCCUGUGUCCCUGGGGACUUUGGACGACAGACGAUGUCCCCGGACGAGACAGAACAGAGACGGAACAGUAAAGGGAAAGAUGAUUUGCACAGCUCAGGUAAGAUGAGGACAAUGAGGACAUCUCCUCUUCUCUUCUCUUAGCUUUGAGUUUAGUCUCAAAGUCUUGGUGGUUUCUUUCAAAACUCACUGAGGAGUUUUCAUCCCAUAGUAAGGGAGUAUAAUGAUUUGAAGGGUUUGGUUUGUCCAUUCUCAUAUUGGGAUCUCAGCAUCUCUGUGUAAGCAGACAAAGUCCACAGAUGUUGAAACAACGGAGAACAGUUUGUGAUACAGUAAUAAAACAUCUAUUUGUUGCAUUUUUAUUAAUAGGCUAAUGUUUUCAUGAUUACUGAACGCGCUGUAGUCUUCUGCGUCAAUGGUCCUAAAUUUGAGAACCUCAUGAGAAGUUAUGCAAUGACAAAAGAGUUCAGCGCAUACUAUUUAGUUUGAAAGUAAAUUCUUAAUUUUAACCUCACUUACUAGUAGGCUUAUUAUUUCAGCAUUUGGGCCUUGUUUUUACAGUAGUUGCCCAGAUAAUAUUGAGGGCUAUAUGUCAUUACUUUUGUGGUAUAAACAUUCAACUUCAAGUUUAUUUGAAACAGACUUAGUUCUGAUGAUUCAAACUGAUUCAAACUGAUGUCUUAUUUGAUUACCAACUGCUCGAUGCUCAUAGUUCAAAGUUUUCUUAAUUGUCUACUUGCAAAUGUAAUUUAUUAAUUUCAAUUACUAGCUACUGCACAAAAGUUAGCUGUAAUUUAACAUUUAACUGUACUAACAUACUGGGAAGACAUUUCAGUAUUAUAAGACCUUAUGUUAUAGGUUCUUUAAAGAUCUUAAAUUAUCUUGAUACAUUGAUUGUUUCAUAUUAGUUUAUCUGUACUGUUUUUCAUACUGUAUUGACAUUCAUUCAUAUCUGGAAUUUAUGUUUACAAUUUAACGAGGUAGAAUUAGGCUAACUUUAUUUUCUAAUUAAUAUUUAAAAUAAAUGCAGUCAAGCUCUUCUUAGAAACAACGUCUUAUUGUGUGAAACACUGGGCAGCAAGGCCGUAAACUUAAAAUAUGAUCAUGUACUUAAUUUCACUUAAAUGCAAUUAAUACAAUUAUUCUCACACCAUCAUUUAGUUUCCUUUUCAGUAAAACAACAGAUAUUAAAUGAAUUAAUCUAUUAAUCUACUUUGGAAGCAAAAUAAUAAUCAAAAUUCAAUCAAACCAUUGGAGUAAAAAAGGUUAAAUUAUCUCUAGAAAUGCUAAGGUCAAUAGUCAUACUAUUCUGUUGACAAUCUUAUAUAAAGACAUGAGCAAGUGAGAUACAUUACAGAUUUGCAUUCAUCUUCUGUUAUGUGAUGCAUUAGAUCCAUCGCCUUUCCAUCUCCAUUUGUCUCAACAACACAUAUUAAGAUACUCUCUCAGUGAUACUGUAAUCAGGGAGUUGAUUUACCUCUGUCAUUUGGAAUAUUUACAUAGAUAGAUUGUCUCACUUUCUACCUCAAUCUACCAUUCUCAUUAGACUAUUGACCUGUUUCCUGUUUAACAUUCUUCAAUCUCAACCCCCUCAAACCAAUUGUAUAGUUAUAGCCUGGUACAGCUUUUCUUUGUCUCUCUCUUCAGGCUCCCAGGGAUAAUCAACAGUGACAUUUUUCUCCAGGGUAUUAAUGGCCUACAGGUGUGAUUUCUGUGAAGCUGCCUUUGAAACUGUUACAACGACCACACCUGGGCUUUUUGAUAGGCUUAAACCUAUAUAGUAUUUAUGGCUGUAGAACAUAUGUACCUACAGCAUUAGCCACAACAGCUGUGUGCAAAAGCAGGCUUUUAAUAAUAAUAAUGGGGAUGGAGAAUUCAUCCAUACUACUUCUGGAUAUCACUGUUGGUCAGCCGCAAUAUGGAUGAUAGAAUGGAAUGGAACGGAAUGGAAUGGAAUGGAAUAGAAUAUAACUUUAUUGCCCAUUAGAGACAGAAAUUCUUAUUUUUGUGUAGUGAAGAGUUACAUAAUAAAAAAAGGUGUAUAGUUAGGUCCAAUUUCCCCAUUUGUUAAACAUCUAUUUUGAGAUGAGCACAGUCAGUGGCACGUGUAAGUGUGUACAUAAGUCAGUGAUAUAAUUUUACACACUGUCCACCCAACGACUGUGUUGCCUUUGAGAACGCUGAGGUUGUAAGGGACAAACUGAUCUGUACCCCGGGUGGAGUCUCAAAAUGGCCGAUGGCUAAAUGCGUUGGACUCGUCAUGCAGGGCACCGCACCAGACCUAAUAUGGCUGUAUAUGGCUGUAGCCAUCAUUAUCAGCAGACACCAUAAUAAUGCAAGCUCCAUCCAUAUAAGAGCUGGGGACUAGACACAUCAGGUCCUUAAUAAGUUACUAGCCCAGUGGCUGGACUUCCUGGCGGCUACAUGUAUGCAAACACAAGGGCUGAUUCAGGACAUCAGUGUAGGGUCACGACAAGAGGACUGCUCUCCAUAUCCAGAAGCCAUUUCACUGUCACCAGCUUCCAGUGGCGUCGUGCUCCGACACAUUUUAUUGGGGCACUGAUAGGAUAGGCAAAUUUGAUUUGCAUUCGUGUAUCGUUCUCCCAGCAGGCACAAGUGCUGUUUACAUAUACAUUUUAGUCAUUUAGCAGACGCUCUUAUCCAGAGCGACUUACAGUUUAGUGAGUGCAUUCAUUUUCAUACUGCCCCCCCGUGGGAAACAAACCCACAACCCUAGCGUUGCAAGCGCCAUGCUCUACCAACUGAGCUACAGGGGACUGUUGUGCCCAGUAGUUAAUUUUCCUCCUUCACUUUCCAUCUCUCAGGUCAGUUUUACACCAGGCUGCAAUUCUGAUUGACAGGUAGUAGAAGUCUGAAGCAUAACCCAGGAGCUGCCAUGGACAUGUAGAACACCUCUAACACAAAUCACAAGGCAACGUGAUCUUUAUUUACACUACCAGUCAAAAGUUUGGACACACCUACUCAUUCAAGGGUUGUUCUUUAUUUUUAAAAAUUUUUACAUUGUAGAAUAAUAGUGAAGACAUCAAAACUAUGAAAUAACACAUAUGGAAUCAUGUAGUAACCAAAAAAGUGUUAAACAAAUCAAAAUAUAUUUUAUAUUUGAGAUUCUUCAAAUAGCCACCCUUUGCCUUGACGACAGCUUUGUACACUCUUGGCAUUCUCUCAACCAGCAUCAUGAGGUUGUCACCUGGAAUGCAUUUCAAUUAACAGGUGUGUCUUGUUAAAAGUUAAUAUGUGGAAUUUCUUUCCUUCUUAAUGUGUUUGAGCCAAUCAGUUGUGUUGUGACAAGGGAGGGGGGUAUACAGAAGAUAGCCCUCAAAUAAGCAAAGAGAAACGACAGUCCAUCAUUACUUUAAGACAUGAAGGUCAGUCAAUGCGGAACAUUUCAAGAACUUUGAAAGUAUCUUCAAGUGCAGUCUCAAAAACCAUCAAGCGCUAUGAUGAAACUGGCUCUCAUGAGGACCACCACAGGAAUGGAAGACCCAGAGUUACCUCUGCUGCAGAGGAUAAGUUAGUUACAGUUACCAGCCUCAGAAAUUGCAGCCCAAAUAAAUGCUUCACAGAGUUCAAGUCACAGACAUAUCUCAACAUAAACUGCUCAGAGGGGUCUGUGUGAAUCAGGCCAUCAUGGUCGAAUUGCUGCAUAGAAACCACUACUAAAGGACACCAAUAAUAAGAAGAGAUCUGCUUGGGCCAAAAAACCCGAGCAAUGGACAUUAGACCGGUGGAAAUGUGUCCUUUGGUCUGGUCCAAAUUUGAGAUUUUUGGCUCCAACCGCCGUGUCUUUGUGAGACGCAGUAUGGGUGAACGGAUGAUCUCCGCAUGUAUAGUUCCCACCAUAAAGCAUGGAGGAGGAGGUGUUAUGGUGUGGGGGUGCUUUGCUGGUGACACUGUCUGUGAUUUAUUUAGAAUUCAAGGCACUCUUAACCAGCAUGGCUACCACAGCAUUCUGCAGCGAUACGCCAUCCCAUCUGGUUUGGGCUUACUGGGACUAUCAUUUGUUUUUCAACAGGACAAUGACCCAACACACCUCCGGGCUGUGUAAGGGCUAUUUUACCAAGAAGGAGAGUAAUGGAGUGCUACAUCAGAUGACCUGGCCUCCACAAUCCCCCGACCUCAACCCAAUUUAGAUGGUUUGGGAUGAGUCGGACCGCAGAGUGAAGGAAAAGCAGCCAACAAAUCAAAUCAAAUCAAAUUUUAUUGGCCACAUGCACCGAAUACAACAGGUGCAGACAUUACAGUGAAAUGCUUACUUACAGCCCUUAACCAACAGUGCAUUUCUUUUUAAUAAAAAAGUAAAAUAAAACAACAACCAAAAAGUGUAAAAAAAAAAAGAGCAGAAGUAAAAUAAAAUAACAGUAGGGAGGCUAUAUAUACAGGGGGGUACCGGUGCAGAGUCAAUGUGCGGGGGCACCGGCUACUUGAGGUAGUUGAAGUAAUAUGUACAUGUGGGUAGAGUUAAAGUGACUAUGCAUAAAUAAUUAACAGAGUAGCAGAAGCGUAAAAAGAUGGGGUGGGGGGUGGGAGUGGGGGGGCAGUGCAAAUAGUCUGGGUAGCCAUGAUUAGCUGUUCAGGACUCUUAUGGCUUGGAGGUAGAAGCUGUUGAGAAGUCUUUUGGACCUAGACUUGGCACUCCGGUACCGCUUGCCGUGCGGUAGCAGAGAGAACAGUCUAUGACUAGCGUGGCUGGAGUCUUUGACAAUUUUGAGGGCCUUCCUCCUAUACCGCCUGGUAUAGAGGUCCUGGAUGGCAGGAAGUCUAUUGUUCAACAAGUGCUCAGCAUAUGUGGGAACUCCUUCAAGACUGUUGGAAAAGCAUUCCAGGUGAAGCUGGUUGAGAGAAUGCCAAGAGUGUGCAAGCUGUCAUCAAGGCAAAGGGUGGCUAUUUGAAGAAUCUCAAAUAUAAAAUAUAUUUUGAUUUGUUUAACGCUUUUUUUGGUUUUUCAUGAUUCCAUUUGUGUUAUUUCAUAGAUUUGAUUAUUCUACAAUAUAGAAAAUAGUAAAAAUAAAGAAAAACUCUUGAAUGAGUAGGUGUGUCCAAACUUUUGACUGGUACUGUAUGUUCCUAUUUCUGAUGAGGUAACGGUAUAACAAUGCUGUGGCAACAUAAUAUAAUAAUAGUUAAAAUUCACCUUGAUAAAUAACAAAGAAUGCAAAACAAAAGUUUAAAAUGUAUUGUAAAUUAAGUUUGGAGGAAUAUUGAAGGAGUAUUGCAAUAUAUUGUAUGGUAUAAACCAUUAAACAAUUGUUUCAAAUUAAAUAUAAUCCCCAAACUGUGUGAAAGACAAUUUGUUUGAAGAACUUAUUUCCAGAAACUUCUUUGUCCCAUAUUCUGUUUUUAUAAGUGGAGGUGCCAUGAAUCGAGGGGACGAGCUGUGCUGUGCCUGUGUGAUGUGGCAGAGAGACAGACUCUUUCCUGGCACUAUUUGGUCAGCACUUCCAACAUUUACAGUUGAACUAAGAGAAUGUCAGCUGGUUUUGUGUUGCGCUGACUAAAGAACAGCACGUAAAUUACAACACAACGCAUUUGACGCCCUGAAGUGUGAUGUUUAGAGAAAUCUAUUGAUAUUCACCCAAUUUGAAGCCACAUCUAAAAGGGAACAAAUAUUUUAAAGGAUUUCAUUAAUGUACCCUUUUCAGAAUCCAUUUGCGCAAUCUGGAUUAAAUUCAGACAAUUGGAUCAAAAGGAAUUACAAUCUGGAUUAAAUACAGACAAUUGGAUCAAAAGGAAUUACAAUCUGGAAAGUAUUUCUAAAGUUUACUUAACUUCAAUCAAAUACACAACAAAUCACACACAUCAAACUCUUACCCCUGUCAUCUUUAGCCAUGUAGAGUGGUCUGGUGUAAGUUUUCAGACCAUGCUCCAUGUUAUGUCUAGGCCCGUGGUUGGUGCUCAGCCGAUCUGUGUAUCUACUGGUCUAUUGUUCAGCCUACCAGGUGAUAGCUGGGAGGUCCACACCCUACUGUCCCACAUUAUCACAUCACAUUACCACGCCAUCACACACCCCACAUAGCAGAGGCAGCGUGAACCUAAUCUUUGGGGUCAGUGAUAGGAUGGCCAAUUUCGAUAGCACAUUAAUUUAGCAUAAAAUAAAUCAUAUCUUCUAUAUUGUCAGCGGACAACUGAGGGGGGCUAUUUCCCCCUUAGUUUCAAGGGGCUUUAGUUACACAUUAUCACAUGCAUUACUACCUCAGACAUUACCACAUACAUUACCCCUUCACAUUUCCCCACACCUGACGGACCUCAGCUUCACCUACCCUCAGUUCCACCAGAGAUGAGCUCUUGGAAUCACUUUUGUCUUUGAACAAUAGAGCUACAGUGUUGAGUUGGCUAGCCUCAAAUAUUACCCCUCCCUUUGGAUGAAACUUCUAUUUAAAAGAGGUGAUAAAGUAUUGGAGAGAGGCCGAGACAAUUCCACCAACUACAAAUUAUUGUUAUAGGACAUAUUCUUUGUGUCUCCUAGGUUUCAAAGAAAUUAGGCUAUAGUAAAUUGAUUUGUGAAAUGUUCACAUACAGUAAGAAGGUGUUACAACUUAGUGGUAUUUGAGAGAUAUCAGUCUGUUUCUUUCUAUGCUCUAAGGAGCGAGUGAAGAUGAGUGAGUGAGUCUGUUUUGGAGAAUGAACAUAGGGAAGUUCUCUGAGGGAGCUGGGCUCUGGGACAGUACUCCCUGCUUGGCUCCUCUCAUGCAGCCCCUCCCCCAGUAAGACAUGAUAGUGUGCAUGACCAAUAUCCCCAUAAGAAAAGGUGAUUGGCAGCGCUAAUUGUUUAGCUCUUAGUUUGUGUUUCAGCCCUGCAGUUUAUCACACAAUCCCUUCUUUUUUUUCACCCAUUUUCCUCUCCUUUCUUUUUUGGCGACUCAACUGUAUCUGGAAAAAGUUCUGUUUUUCAUUUUAGAUUCCCAGGACGGGAGCUAUAAGUCUGACGUGAACAGCAAGCCCAGGAAGGAGAGGACAGCGUUCACCAAGGAACAGAUCCGGGAACUGGAGUCAGAGUUUGCGCACCACAACUACCUGACGAGACUGAGGCGAUACGAGAUUGCAGUCAACCUCGACCUCACAGAAAGACAAGUACGUUACCUGUUGUUAUGUGGAAACAAUAAAAGCAAUAAACAUUGCAUAUGAAAAAAUGCAAUAGAAAUUGCAUGUGAAAAGUGAAAAAAAUUCUUACCUGUUGUCUUGCUAAAAAAACAAGUUAAUUAGUCAUAAUAUUGGCUUGUCAUCUAAUAGCAAAACAUGAUGCAGUUAAUUUAUCCCUUUGAUGUUCAAAUAAAUCAGAAAAUUGGCAGAUCAUGUGUGAACACAAUAUCCAAAGGAAUCACAGUUAAAGGAUUAAUACUGUAAUUACCCUAAUAACUCAGACAAUUGUAUUCAACAGACACAUGUAUUCAAAGACUCACAGUGAAGCUUACACUGAAAUGGCAGCUAACAGCAGUUGAUAUGGAUUCUAUUAAAAACUACACAGGCCUCAGGAUGAAAAACCCUGUAUGUUUUGACAUUAGCAAACGCUUGGACAUGUCAUGCUAAUGCUCUGAAUGUAAUCGCUUCCUAACCGUUUGAUGUACAGUAUCUGUGCAGCGUGUGUGUGUGUGUGUGUGUUUGUGUUGCCAGUGCCCCUGGUCUGGCUGUGUGAGUGUGUUGCCUGCACUGCUGGUCUGUCUGUCUGUGGGUGUGCAGGGACUGUCUGAUGGCAUGUGUCAGAGACCAGAUGUUUCUCUAAUUCCCUUCAGACACCAAUAGGAAAUACACUGGACUUUCAAAGACAGAUUCCCGUACAGUAUGCUCAAUGGAGAAAAUCCAUUCAAAGUGUUCUAGAAGUCUUGGAGUAUAAAGGCUUAAUCUGCCCUUAAUGUAUGGCAGUGUAAAAGCUGCUUAUUCUAUGCUAUAUUUUAGAUGAAAAGAGGGAAACUUUUAAUCAAAACACCUUUUUUUAAUGAUUAAUUUACACCUAAUCUGCCUUGAUCUAAAAAGCUUGCCUGCAUAAAACUAUUUGUGGCGAUGCGUUCAACCAAAUUAACCUACACACUCAGCACACCCAUAAGUGCUUUUGGAACUCAUCAUCUGUUGUAUAAGUCCAACCAGAGUGUCUUGGCUGCAGCCAGGCCAGGCCCAGGCAUCCAGGCAACAACCCACCCAGGAGUUAGGCCCUUCCUGCUAGGAGCCCCAUCCCACACCAACCCUCCCCACUCCUACUCAUAUUGGCUGCCUCUCCUCUCCUCUCUUCUCCACACAUUCCCAAUACAGGGCCUAUAAAUCUGGACGUGUGUGGGGGUUAAUCCUGUUUGUAAGUGUGUGUAUGCGUGUGUGUGUGUACGUGUGUAUGUGUGUGUGUGUGAGGGUUGACCCUGGCUGUUAAACCCAGUCUAACAUCCUUCUGACUAUUAUCUUACAGUGCAGCUUCUACCUCCCUGAUCCUGCUAUUAACUACUGUAUAGCUUUACUAACAAUGAGUGUACAAUCGGGCCUCAGCCCUCAUACCCCUGGAGGUCUUGUCUCGCAACUGAACCCUGUGAAUGUGUGGGUGUGUGGUUGGGUGUAUGUGUGUGUAACAACCGUCUCAGGUAACAACUUACAAAUUACUGAUUGCACAAUUAGGACUACACCCAAGGGCAUAUUCAGUCGUGGUCAAAAGUUUUGAGAAUGACACAAGUAUUGGUCUUCACAACGUCUGCUGCUUCAGUGUUUUUAGACAUUUUUGUCAGAUGUUACUAUGGUAUACUGAAGUAUAAUUACAAGCAUUCCAUAAGGGUCAAAGGCUUUUAUUGACAAUUACAUUAAGUUUAUGCAAAGAGUCAAUAUUUGCGGUGUUAACCCUUCUUUUUCAAGACCUCUGCAAUCCGCCCUGGCAUGCUGUCAAUUAACUUCUGGGCCACAUCCUGACUGAUGGCAGCCCAUUCUUGCAUAAUCAAUGCUUGGAGUUUGUCAGAAUUUGUGGGUUUUUGUUUGUCCACCCGCCUCUUGAGGAUUGACCACAAGUUCUCAAUGGGAUUAAGGCCUGGGGAGUUUCCUGGCCAUGGACCCAAAAUGUUGAUGUUUUGUUUCCCGAGCCACUUAGUUAUCACUUUUGCCUUAUGGCAAGGUGCUCCAUCAUGCUGGAAACGGCAUUGUUCGUCACCAAACUGUUCUUGGAUGGUUGGGAGAAGUUGCUCUCGGAGGACGUGUUGGGACCAUUCUUUAUUCAUGGCUGUGUUCUUAGGCAAAAUUGUGGGUGAGCCCACUCCCUUGGCUGAGAAGCAACCCCACACAUGAAUAGUCUCAGGAUGCAUUACUGUUAGCAUGACACAGGACUGAUGGUAGCGCUCACCUUGUCUUCUCCAGACAAGCUUUUUUCCGGAUGCCCCAAACAAUCGGAAAGGGGAUUCAUCAGAGAAAAUGACUUUACCCCAGUCCUCAGCAGUCCAAUCCCUGUACCUUUUGCAGAAUAUCAGUCUGUCCCUGAUGUUUUUCCUGGAGAGAAGUGGCUUCCUCGCUGCCCUUCUUGACACCAGGCCAUCCUCCAAAAGUCUUUGUCUCACUGUGCGUGCAGAUGCACUCACACCUGCCUGCUGCCAUUCCUGAGCAAGCUCUGCACUGGUGGUGCCCCGGUCCUGGCGCUUGCUGGACUUUCUUGGGCACCCUGAAGCCUUCUUCACAACAAUUUAACCUCUCCUUGAAGUUCUUGAUGAUCCGAUAAAUGGUUGAUUUAGGUGCAUCUUACUAGCAGCAAUAUCCUUGCCUGUGAAGCCCUUUUUGUGCAAAGCAAUGAUGACGGCACGUGUUUCCUUGCAGGUAACCAUGGUUAACAGAGGAAGAACAAUGAUUUCAAGCACCACCCUCCUUUUAAAGCUUCCAGUCUGUUAUCCUAACUCAAUCAGCAUGACAGAGUGAUCUCCAGCCUUGUCCUCGUCAACACUCUCACCUGUGUUAACGAGAGAAUCACUGACAUGAUGUCAGCUGGUCCUUUUGUGGCAGGGCUGAAAUGCAGUGGAAAAGUUUUUUGGGAUUAAGUUAAUUUUCAUGGCAAAGAGGGACUGUGCAAUUAAUUGCAAUUCAUCUGAUCACUCUUCAUAACAUUCUGGAGUAUAUGCAAAUUGCCAUCAUAAAAACUGAGGCAGCAGACUUUGUGAAAAUUAAUAUUUGUGUAAUUCUCAAAACUUUUGACCACGACUGUACAGUGGCAGAAGAUUUUGUGUGUGUGUGUGUAACAACAAUUUACAGAGGACUUUAACGAGGCGGUUGACGCUUAUAAGCCUGUUUAUUAGAAAAUGAGCCACACAUGCGUGUGUUUACUCUGUAAACUUAACUCCUGUCUUCGGCCUGUGAGUGGCAGGCUACAAUGCCUAAAAUAAAUCCUACAGGAGAGCAUAGGGUUCCUGUGAGAAAGCAGGUCGCUUGGAGGGUGGAUAAGAGGGGGGGGGGGGGGGGGGGGGGGGGGGGUGUAGGGGCGUCAGUGGGGGGUGGGGGAUGGAUGACAUGAGGGCAGUAGGGGGCGUGAUGGGGGAUGGGAGAAGGGGGGGGGGGGGGUGGGGGUUGGGGUGCUUCGCUCGGUCCCGAUCCGAUCGGGCCGUUUUAGGCAGCAGCUUAAUCAUCACAAAGAGGAGCCGCAAAUACUGAAGGAUCUGUGGAGUCAGGAACAGGAUCCGAGGCAGGAUCAGCACAUACCUGGCUAUGUCGAAAUAAGACGCCCCAACAGCCAACACUAACCACAGUCCAACGUGGCCGCCAGUCGCCUGCUCAGUUCACUGUCACCCAGCGUUAUACAUACACUGUUAACAGUACACCAUGGGCUUACUAUAGAUAUAGGAUCUUAAUUUGAGCCAGUUUGCUACAGCUUGACAAUAAUCCUGCAGCAACAGGAAAUGUGAAUUAUUAUGUGGAUUCUAAUUAAUGGAAUUUUUUUGUAGGGGUUGAUAACAAUUUUGUUACUGCAAAUCAAGUCUGAAAUGACAAAAUGUUGAAGCCUUUUUAUACCUUGAAUACACUACAAGUUUUUCCUGCUGUGUGGGAAAAUUCUCAGCAAUAAAAGAGUGAUCAAAUUAAGAUCUGUAUCUCCGAGCGCUACCUACACCGCACACAGUGAGGUCAAAAUAACCCAAAGUACCCCGUCGACGACGGCAGGGGAUCCCAGACUCAACUGGCAUGCGACUGCGAAUAAUGAUCUUCUAGAUAAUGAUUUGGCUAUCGGCAGCCAGCUCUGGUAGAUGAGGUGUCGCUCGGGGUUUACAUAAGAUCAUGUCGUGUGAAGAGGGAGGUGGGGGAGCAAGGUGGGGGAGCUAGAGCGGGUGUGUGGGGGGGAACUGGUGUGUCGGGAGGAGUGUGUGUGUGUGUGUGUGAAAAGAGAGGUGGGGGAGCUGGGUUGCAUACUCCUGUGGUGUGUGUGUGUGCAUGUGCUCUGCUGCGCUGGCAGAGGUCUGUUUCACUGAGGCCGUAAAUCUCUCAGUCACAUUCACUGAUAAAAGGAGGGUUCACACGAACAGAUUCAGGACAUUGAGUUUCCUGACGCACAGGGGGAUGUCAGGGUUUUACUGAGGAGGGACGGGGGGAAGAGGUGGGAGGAUGCUAGGUUUUACAGACGGGUCUACAUGCCAAGAACUCAGUCUCCAGAACCCCACAACCAACGCAUCCACAAUGGCAUCGAGUUACCUCAGACCCUCACACUCCAUAUACACCCCAUUUCCACUCGCUCACAACAAGGCCUGAAGACUCCAGUUAAACUUUGUGCAAUUAAAAGUUGUUGAUGUUUUCUUAAUGUGGUUAUAAUUACACAAAAUACAUUUUCUAAAACCUUGGCUAAUAUUGCCCUUGUUAUUGAGAAGGGCUAUGAUCCACUCACCUUCCUGCAAACGAUCCAAGUGUCAAACUCCAGUCCUUGGGAGCCGCAGCAUCUGCAUGUUUUCAUUCCUCCCUAGGAGUGUCUAAAUCAGACAACAAAGGAAAGAGCUGAAAUUAGCAGUCUCUGUGGUCCACCAGGUAUUGAGUUGGACCCCCCUGCCGUAUAACUUCCACAAUAUUUCCCUGUAAACUCAUUGCUCUCCUCUCCUCCAGGUGAAGGUGUGGUUCCAGAACAGGAGGAUGAAGUGGAAGCGUGUUAAAGGAGGUCAGCAGGGGGCAGCGGCCCUGGAAAAAGAACUUGUCAACGUGAAGAAGGGAACGCUGUUGCCGUCAGAGUACUGUGGCAUGGUGGGAGGAUUACACCACUCCUCCAGUUCCCCUGGUAAUGAGGACAGUCACGACAGCGACCAGAGCUCCGAGCACGCCCAGUUAUGA
Messenger RNA from Coregonus sp. 'balchen', 12705 nucleotides. The record is from the annotation of a GenBank genome assembly. Lineage: Eukaryota; Metazoa; Chordata; Actinopteri; Salmoniformes; Salmonidae.